UUGAUUUAAAGUUGAUAAAAGUUCAGGAGCUGGUUGUAUAAUGUAUAUUAGGGUGUAAAGAUGACGAGAAAAGAGGAAGAUUGGGAAAAAUGUCUCAGAUGGCUGAAACAUGCAACAGGAGAUGAGAAGUUUUGGAAAUAUGAUCUUGACAAGGUUCAAGAAGAAAGGGAGUUGUAUAAACUAUUAAAGGAUGGGGUUCUGCUGAGCAGAUUAAUGAGAUGGAAGAAACAAGAUUCACUUAGUGAUAAAACUAUAAACUACAAUACUAAUAAUAUUUCAACUCUGGAGCAAGCAAACAUCAAGUUUUUUAUUGACGAUGUUCAGAAAUUUUACAAGAUAAUUAAUAUCUUUGAGAAGCAUGGACCGUCUGUAUUCAAGUCGUACGCAGAUUUUUACAUUGUUCUUAAAGGACUGUCAAAGCUGUCCUACAAGUUAAGCCCGAAACAGUACUUCACCGUUGGAAAAAAGUCAUCGGAAAAAAGAGUAACAGGAGAGGAGGAACUAAACCAGGAGACGGACGAGAGUGAAUAUCUUCUUUAUAUUGCUUCAAAUUACUACGAGGAGAAAACCUGCAAAACCCUUACACAAUCGAUGGAAGAAUUACCUCGGUUUCACAAAAAUAAUCUGGAGAAAGUCUUGAAAGUUAUUCAAGAAUUUUAUGUCAGUUUGAAGAAUAGAAGUCCAAGUAAUCUCCUGAUUACUCAACUCCUUCCCACGCUUAGGAUUAAAGAACUUAUCAAUAUUCAUGCAGAGUUCGGAACCUUGCUGUAUGGACACCGAUCUCUACUUUUACCUAAUAAAACCUAAAUGAAAAAUUAUUUAUUUUAAUGUUUCCUUUUCA
Molecule: messenger RNA, 841 nt
Organism: Eurytemora carolleeae
Lineage: Eukaryota; Metazoa; Arthropoda; Copepoda; Calanoida; Temoridae
Exons: 12
Coding region: 61-807 (248 amino acids)
Source: RefSeq, a predicted model, not a curated record